Manacus vitellinus (golden-collared manakin) is the source of this 3632-nucleotide messenger RNA. It is a transcript of the gene GPBP1, whose product is annotated as GC-rich promoter binding protein 1. The transcript is spliced from 13 exons. The record is from RefSeq and is a predicted model, not a curated record. Lineage: Eukaryota; Metazoa; Chordata; Aves; Passeriformes; Pipridae. Gene Ontology annotation, molecular function: RNA binding; DNA binding. Gene Ontology annotation, cellular component: nucleus. Gene Ontology annotation, biological process: DNA-templated transcription; positive regulation of DNA-templated transcription. The coding region runs from base 1435 to 2847 and encodes 470 amino acids.
UUUCCCUCUGGAUUAUUUUUUCUCUUCCGUCCCCAAGCCCACCCUCCCUUUCUCGUCAUCCCUCUCCUGCCGUUUUUCUUUCGGGAAUGAGAAACAAGAAGGGUGUCGCUGAUAGGCUGUGCUCUCCGUCAAACAUCCCUGCCGCCCUCUCCGGGAUGUGAGUGGAGGUGUAACCGAGGCUUCCGCUCUCGCGUUUGGCAUCCGUGUUUGCUUUUUAAGAUCCAGGUUUCUGUUUGUUUCUGUUUUUAAGAUUCAGGCGGCGUGGACGACAGAGGGAAUCCUGGAUGUUUUACAGCCUUUUGCUCCAGCUGGUAGAGGAGAAAAAAAGGUUCACGCUGACCUGCAGCAGUUGCUUCCUGUGAAAGGGGAGAAAUACCGGACACUGUUCUGGGAUUAUUUUUGCGUGCUGCGUCCUGAAAAGGCUUCUCAAACAAUCAGUAGGCAUCUGAGAAGAGAAUUGAAGAAGUCGUGAGAUUUUUUUUUCUUCAGUCAGUGCCGAGCACAUCACCCUGGGAUCUUUUGUCCUCAUGGCAUGGAUACAUUGCUAAAUUUAUCAAAUUCUGAAUACUUCAGCUGCCAAAAUGAAGUGCUUUGUUGUUUUUAGGUAUGCUUACUUCUAGGCAGCAUUCUGGCUGAGUCAUAGGCAUAACCAGUUUUGUUAACUGGAUCCAGGUUAAAUGUGGCCUGACUCACUGUGUAGACAUUGCUGAAAAGUUUCAUGGCAGAUAUUUUUUCCCCCUUACUUUAUUUUUUAGAUUUUUUGACAUAACCUUCUUCCAUUUUGCAGUGAGACCCAUUUUCUAAAUGAAGAAUCUAACAGACGUUUGUUUAUCAUUUUUUCCUUUAUACUUUAUGUAGUAUUUUUGCUGAAAAAUGUUGUUGCCAAUAAGCAGUAUGGAGGUAUCCAGAUAGCUGUUGUUUACAAACGCCUCUGUUACCUGAAGCUGGGAAAUGUUCUACGGUUCGUAUGUGAAAGUUGGAUUUUUGGCUUCACAGUUUGUGGUGUAAAACGUGUAUAUAUUUUACCUGGAGCCGAUGCCUCUUACAGUGAUAUUUACAUGGAAUAGACAAGACAAAAAGCUGUCAGAGACAAGAAAAGAUUUUUAAAACAGACCGUUGGCAAACUUUGUAAAUAGCCUCGUUGAAUCUGUAAAAAGAAGGAUGGAUAGCUGAUUUCUGUGAGGUCAAAUUUAUGUCAGAGUGCUACGAAUGUAGUAUCAACGGGAACUCGGGAUAUUAUCUCAAGGAAAACAAACUGGAAAAAUACAGAUCUCACAGUGCUAACACCUUGUGUCGUCCUCUUGAAUUAGGUUUGCAUUCAGCUGAGCUGCUACUGCCUUAAAGAAAAUUAAGAUGAACAGAGCAACUUAAUUCAAAAGGACUUGCCAUGAGGUGCUAAGCCUUUUUCCAUUGAUUCAAUGAGACUGGACCUAAAUGGCGCAGCAUGACUUUGCUCCAGCCUGGCUUAAUUUUCCUACUCCACCAUCAUCAACAAAGUCAUCGCUGAAUUUUGAGAAACAUUCUGAAAAUUUUUCGUGGACAGAGAAUCGUUAUGAGGCAAAUCGCAGAAGACACAACUCUUCGGAGGGGUUUGAUCCUAACAUUGGGCAGCCUAAUGGAGGGCAUUUUGGGAGAAAAGAGAGGAGUGAUUGGCGUUCCCAAGUCAGAAAUGGUCCAGAAAAUAUAAACCAUCGUGGGGGAUACCAUGGCGGAAGUUCCUGUACUCGUACCAGCGCUUUCCAUUGUGGAAAAGGGCAAGGACUGCAUGACCAUAUCAGUGUACCUGAUAAUGAAACCCGCAAAAAGGAAGACAAAGAAGUACCCAACCAGUUUGAGGCUGAGGAUUUUCCAUCUUUAAACCCUGAAUAUGAGAAGGAACCAAACCAGAUUAAAUCUUUAGCUGCAGGUGUGUGGGAGUAUCCUUUGAAUCCUAAAUCUAGGUCUCAGAGAAUGCUGGUCAUUAAAAAGGGUAAUACGAAAGAACUGCGUAUAUCUGGAUUCCCAGCAGUGGGAAAUCUUCAUUCACAGCUAGUGAGGAAUGGAAGUGGCACAAGUAUUUAUAAAGGAUUAGUCCCCAAGCCUGUCAUUCCACCUGCAAAGCCCACACAGUGGAAAAGCCAAGCAAAAGAAAAUAAACUUGGGAAUGCGUUUCCUCCCGAAUCUGCAUAUGGUGUUGGCAAUUUCAGUCCUUUCAAAUCAACUCUCAAGGCAUUUGCUGUAACACAAAAUUCAGUGAAAGAGUGUAAUCGGUCAAAUUCUUCAUCCCCUAUUGACAAAUCUGGUCAGCCUCGUUUAACAAAAUUGACAAGAAUGCGAAGUGAUAAGAAGAGUGAAUUUCUGAAGGCAUUGAAACGAGAUAGAAUGAAAGAGGAACGUGAAGAUGAGAAUCAUGAUGUGCAGAAGGAUGAUGAGUCCUUUAACUUGCGUAACAGCAACAGUCAUCAUGAGAGAGAUAUAAACCGAAACUUUGAAAAUGAAAUUCCACAGGAGAAUGGCAAUGCUUCAAUUACACCUCAACAGAUCAUUCAGUCUUCAACUUUUCCUCAGGCAAAUGUUCUUUCAAGCUCACUUGAGGCAGAGCAUAGGUUGUUAAAGGAGAUGGGCUGGCAGGAAGACAGUGAAAAUGAUGAGACAUGUGCCCCACUAACAGAGGAUGAGAUGAGGGAGUUCCAAGUCAUUAGUGAACAGUUACAAAAAAAUGGCCUUCGGAAAAAUGGCAUUUUGAAAAAUGGCCUCAUCUGUAAUUUUAAAUUUAGCCCCUGGAAAAACAACACUUUCAAACCUGCUCUGGAGAAUGAGGAUUCUGAGACGAGCAGCAGUGAUACAUCAGAUGAUGAUGAUGUAUGAAGACUUAUGUAACACCUGUAGAAGCCCGUUUUUUCCUCAUGGAGACUGGGGAUGUGUUAUCCAAAAAAAAAUAAUUCUAAUUUAUGUAAUAACAUGCCCAGUAGAGAACGAAUGAUGGGACUUUCCUCUGAAGGAAGCUAAGAAUGUUUUGUUAGGUGUGUUGAAAAUCACUAUAAUUUAUCUGUAAACAGAUGUUGUAGAAUGAGGUGUUGGGUUGACCCAGCAUUGACUUUCAUCACUGAAACAUUUCUGACUAGCAAUGUGACAAUGAUAUAAAUCAGACUUUCUCAAUUAAUAAUAAAAGCGAAGAAUUGUGUAAUGUCUUGCAAAGCUUCUGUCUUAAAAUGUCUGAGAAAAAAAGGGCAGCUCGACACAGCGUUUUGCUUGCCAGCUCAUUUCUUUCUUACAGUGGAAAUCAUUGAGUCCACUCUGUACGCAAAAAGGGCAAUGUAGCAUGUUGGCUCAAAUGAGCAAAGUGCACUAAACCUCUUUUCCUUAACUGAGCUGUUGAACUGUUCUACUUCCACAAAUAACUGCUCUUUAGCCACUUGUAGUGUCGUUGUUGUUAUUAAUGGCAAAGGACCCUGAUGUUACAGUUCCAAAUUUUUAGAAUUCACCUUUGAAUUGAAAGCUUUAAAGAGUAUUGCAAGACCCUUAUUCUCACAGUGAAAACAUUUCUUAUGGGAAAACAGCGUGAUUUUACUAUUCAACAUGCAGAAAAAUCAUUACACUGACUGGAUUUGUCCACUACAUGGGAAAUAAACUGAUUUACAGAGUGUUGUCUC